Molecule: messenger RNA, 3170 nt
Organism: Klebsormidium nitens
Lineage: Eukaryota; Viridiplantae; Streptophyta; Klebsormidiophyceae; Klebsormidiales; Klebsormidiaceae
Source: the annotation of a GenBank genome assembly
GCUACAUGACACAUUACUUGGGCUAUGCUGAAUUAUCAGCUGCAGAGUGGAAUGCACAGAUCGAUGCAUUUGAUGUGGAGGGCCUGGCGGAGCAGCUGGAAGAGGCGGGCGCCUCCCACUUUCUCUUCACGCUGGGACAGAACAGCGGGCGCUAUGCGGCCCCCAACGCCACCUACGACCGCAUCGUGGGGCGCCAGCCCAGCGUCUUAUCCAAUCGCGAUCUGAUGAGCGACUUGUACGAGGCCCUGUCGCGGCGCGGCAUUGCGCUGCUGGCGUACCUGCCCAGCAAGUGCCCUGAGCAGGACCCCCUAGCGAUGGAGAAAUUCCGGUGGGAGGAGGAUGCGCCCCUGAGGCGCCCCUUCCAGCAGCUGUGGGAGGCGGUUAUCCGAGAGUGGUCGCUCCGGUGGGGCUCCAAGGUGGUGGGCUGGUUCUUCGACGGCUGCUACAACACCGACAUGUACUCGUCUCCCGAGCCGCCCAACAUGGCCAGCUUUGUCGCGGCCGCGCGGGCGGGGAACCCCAACGUGGUCCUCAUGUUCAACAACGGGGCGGGGCCGGGCCAGUCGCUCAGCAGCUUUGAGGACCUGACGGCCGGGGAGAUCUGGCAGCAGGCCAGGGUCCUCCCAGAGUGCUCUACCGACGGGCGGUGUCACAGCCGGUGCGCCAUGAGCGGCCGCCCCACGGCCCCCCGCUGGCACCUCAACACGUACCUGGCGGGCAACUUCGGGGGCUUCGGAGUGCCGGACGCGCCCCGCUUCAGCGACCAAUACGUGCAGGCAUACACGAUGCGGGCAAUGGAGCGCGGCGGAGCCAUCACGUGGGACGUGCCGAUCCGAUUGCACGGCACUGAGAACGGGCACAUGAGCCGGGCGCUCAUGCCGCAGUUGCGUCAGCUGAAGAACGUGCUCCACCCAGACAGCGACCUCGCUUUCAAGCGGCCCGUGCUGGCGUCCUCCGGCCACGUGUCCGCGUCUUUCGGCAAUGACGGGAGGGCCGACACGUGCUGGACAGCCGCCGCGGAUGACGAAGACGCCUUCUGGCAGGUCGACCUGGGCAUGCCGUACUUCAUUACGUCUGUCGACGUCACCCUCCCUCCCGGCAGCCCUCGCAGCGGCUUCGAGGUGUGGGGAUCCCCCGACCCCGAGAGCCGCACCUUCACAAUCCUCGGCCGCCAACCCGACGACCAGCCACUGCCCGGGGACACCUUCCCGGUCGCUCACCCUCCCGGCAAUCCUUGGGGGCCGUUCCGCUACCUGCGCUUGGUUAAGAGCGGCCGGCAACCGGGGUCGCUUGGCGUGAGUGCUUUUAAAGUGAGGGGCCGGUGGGUUCCCCCGGUCAACCUGGCGGUUGGGAAGCCGGCGGUGGCGUCCUCGGGGCAGUCUAGCGUGAGCCUGGGGAAUGACGGCCACCGGGAAACGGCGUGGAGCUCCGAUGCGGGGGACGGCAGCCCCUGGUGGCAGGUGGACCUGGGGCAGCCAGUCGAGAUCUCCAUAUUGGAGUUUCUGCCCCCACUUGGCUCCCAAGACGAGCGCUUCCGGCGUGCCUUCGAGUUCCGGGCGUCCAACUCCGCGGACGGAACGGACGCAGUGGUGCUGGGCAGCCAGCCCGCGGACAUGGUGUGUCCCCCGGACACGCUCUGGUCGUGCGGGCCCAGGGACGACAACGGCUACCGAUACGUGCGCGUUGCAAAGACGGACGGCCAGCCGUUCGCGUUCCAGGAGCUGCGCGUGUACGGCUCCCCCGUGUCCUCGUACCGGAACGCGGUCCCCGGUCGUCCCGUGAGCGCGUCUUCCGUCUGGUCCGACGCUCUGAACGCGGACCAAGCGGCGGACGAGCUGCUGAACCACAUGUGGAGCACGGCCGAAACGGACCCGCAACCAUUUUGGCAGCUAGACCUGGGGGCGGCCCGCCGAGUGACGGCGGUGGAACUGGUGGCGCGCCAGGACGACUGCGACCAGCCGGACUGCAGGAGAGACUUCGAGUUCCGCGGCUCUGACCAAGAAGACGGGUCCGCGUAUACGGUCCUGGCCAGGCAGGGUGGCGAACCAUUUCCACACAAGGGCACAUGGGCCGCUCCGGUCUCUUGCAUGCUUCUGUUCCGCUACAUCCGCGUGGCCAAGGUGCACGGGAAUUACUUCAACGCGUGCACCGUCCGAGUCAUCACCGGCCCCCCCGCCAGCCCGGAUCUGGCUCUCGGGAAGCCCGCCGUUGCAUCGUCGCACUUUGAUGAGUACACGGCAGCUGCCAAUGGCAACGACGGAGACCUGGGCUCUAUCUGGGCCUCUAACGCGGGAGACCCAGCACCGUGGUGGCAGGUCGACCUCGGCCGUACGUGCCACGUCACCUCUGUGUCCCUCACCCCCCGGCAAGACGGCGACCAGGACUUCACCCGGCGCAACUUCGUGGUCGCCGGACUGGCCUCCCCCGACGACCCCAAUCCCACCACUCUCGCCGAAGUCGGCGAGGAUCCCUUUCCGUCCCUACACACGUGGAACGCCCCGGUGGUAAACCCCGGGCGGUUCCGCUACCUCAGAGUUUCCAAAACUGACGGCUCGCACUUUAACUUCGCGGCUUUUAGUGCACUUGGAACGGCAGGCCCGCCGGAAAACUUGGCCUUCGGGGCGCGCGCGAGCGCUUCGUCUGAGUUUAGUGACGGCACCCCUGCGUCAGCCGCGCUGGACGGGAGCGUUGCCACCCUUUGGGCGUCCGCUGCAGAGGACCCCGCGGGGCCGUGGUGGCAGGUGGACCUGGGCGGGCCGUGCCACGUAACGCGCAUCGAGCUGACUGCGCGCCAGGAUGAGGGCCAGGAUCUAGCGCGCACCAACUUCGAAGUGCGCGGCUCCGAUGUUGCAGACAACAGCGACUUCGCCGUGCUUGGUGGGCUAACGGGGCCGCCGUUUGAGGACAAGGGCACGUGGCAAAGCGUACUGGCGGACGGAACAAAGUGCCGGUACUUGAGAGUUGUCAAGUUGGACGGUGCGCACUUCAACUUUGUCCAGUUUCGAGCGUUUGGGUAUAAGUUAUGAGCAGCAGUCGGGCUUUUGUGUCCAAGUUGCAGGGACCAAAUGCGUUGUGCUCGACAACAGCGCCAAAUUUUGCCAUCACUUCGCGGAAUCGUCAUCGUGGGCUGCGACCAGUCAUGUAAGAUAUGAUUUAUUCUGGUAGGAAUC